Molecule: messenger RNA, 2511 nt
Organism: Yamadazyma jaroonii
Lineage: Eukaryota; Fungi; Ascomycota; Pichiomycetes; Serinales; Debaryomycetaceae
Source: the annotation of a GenBank genome assembly
AUGGAUUCCGAAGAGAUCUUGAGGCAAUUGACCACUGAAGAGAAAAUCUCUCUUUUGUGUGGAUACGAUAACUGGCAUACUUACCCCAUCGAUAGAUUUGAUUUACCUAAAGUUAGGUUCACGGAUGGUCCAAAUGGUGUUAGAGGUACUAAGGCUUUCAAUGGAAGUUCAGCGGCCUGUUUUCCUUGUGGUACGGCAAUGGGUUCAACAUUUAAUAAGACGUUGUUAAUAGAAGCGGGUCAAUUGAUGGCUAUUGAAUCGAAACAUAAAGGUGCUCAUGUGAUCUUGGGACCAACAUGUAAUAUGCAAAGAGGUCCUUUGGGUGGCAGAGGAUUCGAAAGUUUUUCCGAAGACCCCUACUUAUCCGGUUUAUCUUCGAGUUCGAUUAUUCGAGGAAUGCAACAAGAAAAUAUUGCUGCUACUAUCAAGCAUUUCGUUUGCAAUGAUUUGGAACACGAACGUAAAGCUUCAGAUUCUAUAUUAACAGAAAGAAAUUUGAGGGAAAUUUAUUUGGAACCAUUCAGGUUAGCAGUGAAAUACUCCAACCCCAAAUGUUUUAUGACAUCCUAUACUAAAGUGAAUGGUGACAGGGCAUCACAGAGUAAAAAACUUUUGAAAGAUAUCUUACGAGACGAGUGGGGCUGGGAUGGGGUUGUUAUGAGUGAUUGGCAUGGACUAUAUACAGCUAAAACGGCUCUUGAAAACGGUUUAGACUUAGAGAUGCCGGGUCCGACUUAUUACAGACAGGUGAAAUCAAUCAAACAUAUGGUUGACUCGAGAGAACUCAAUGUUCAGGACUUGGAUGAUCGGGCUAGAAACAUUAUCAACUUGAUAGAGUACAGUAAGUCUGCAGGAAUCCCUGAAGACAAAUUAGAAGAUGAACUCAAUAAUACCGAGAAAACCUCAGAAACUCUCCGAAGAAUUGCUUCCGAAUCAAUUGUCUUAUUGAAGAAUGAAGAUAACAUUUUACCAUUGAAAAGGGAAGAGAAAAUUGCCAUAAUUGGGCCAAAUGCAAAAAUUUGCACCUUUAGUGGUGGUGGAUCAGCAUUUUUGAGGCCCUAUUACGUUACUUCUCCCUAUGAAUCAAUUGUUUCAAAACUUUCAUAUGUACCUGACUACUCAGUUGGCUGUUAUGGCUUCAAAACAUUACCAUCUUUAGCUACCCAAUUGAUCAAUCCAGUUACCGGUAAAAAAGGAUAUAACAUGAAAUUUUUUUUACAUCCUGCCGAAUAUGGACCUGUGGAAACUAGAGAACAGUUUGAUGAAUUGAAUUUGGAUCAGUUUUAUAUUUUUUUACAAGAUUAUCGUCACCCAAAAAUCAAAAAUGAUUUAUAUUUUAUCGAUAUUGAAGGGAUAUUCGUUCCAGACGAAACAGGAGAAUAUAUAUUUGGGUGUACGGUAUUAGGAACUGCUUUGUUGUAUGUUGAUAACAAAUUAUUGGUAGACAAUAAAACACAUCAGAAGAAAGGUACUUCGUUUUUUAAUUCAGGGAGUGUUGAAGUUUCAAAUACCAUAUAUUUAGAAAAAGACGCUAAAUACAAAAUUAGAUUAGAAUUCGGCUCACGUCCAACAUUUUCAGCUCCUGAUGCUACAGUGGUAGAUUUCGGUGGUGGAGGGGGAAUCAAUUUCGGGGCCAUAAAGAAAAUAGAUCCUGACGAAGAAAUCGAAAAGGCUGUUAAAAUUGCAAAAAACAAUGAUAAAGUUGUCUUGUCCAUCGGCUUGACUCAUGAAUGGGAAACUGAGGGAAGUGAUCGUCCUAAUAUGGAGUUACCCUUAUUAACUAACAAAUUGGUCAGUUCUGUCUUGAAAGCUAAUUCUAAUACAGUCAUUGUUAAUCAAUCAGGCACUCCUGUUGAAUUUCCAUGGUUGGAAGAUUCUAAGUGUUUAGUCCAAGCAUGGUAUGGCGGUAAUGAAGCAGGUAAUGCUAUUGCUGAUGUAUUAUUUGGAGAUUAUAAUCCAAGUGGAAGACUACCUUUAACGUUCCCCAAAAAGUUGAAAGAUAACCCUACCUAUCUUAAUUUCAAAACGGAAAGAGGUAGAGUCUUGUAUGGAGAAGACAUCUUCAUGGGAUAUAGAUAUUACGAAAAGAUGGAAAAAGAGGUGGCUUUCCCUUUUGGGCAUGGAUUAUCAUAUACUUCUUUCGAACAUAACAAUCUUGAAAUUUCGAUCGAUGAAAAUAAGGACUUAUUGAAAGUGAAUGUUGAUAUAAAGAAUGUUGGGAAUUUAGAUGGGUCUGAAGUAAUUCAAUUAUAUAUUUCCCAUGAUUCGUCAACUAUUCGUCCAGUGAAAGAAUUAAAAGGUUAUCAAAAAAUCCAUUUGCUUGUGGGAAAAUCUAAGAAUAUCGAAUUCACUCUAUCAUUAAAGGAUUCAACUUCAUUUUUCGAUGAAUGUUUCGAUAAAUGGCACAUGGAAGAGGGAGAUUAUAAAGUUCUAAUUGGAAAAUCCAGUGAAAAUAUUCAAUUAGUUGACAUAUUCACCAUCAAGAGAAGUAAAUUAUGGUUAGGUUUGUAA